Solenopsis invicta (red fire ant) is the source of this 2031-nucleotide messenger RNA. RefSeq lists its product as uncharacterized. Gene Ontology annotation, biological process: telomere maintenance; DNA repair. The coding region runs from base 1 to 2031 and encodes 676 amino acids. The transcript is spliced from 4 exons. Gene Ontology annotation, molecular function: DNA helicase activity. The record is from RefSeq and is a predicted model, not a curated record. Lineage: Eukaryota; Metazoa; Arthropoda; Insecta; Hymenoptera; Formicidae.
AUGCCAAGGCGUAGAGUAGAGCGUACUUUAGAAGAAGAAGAGGAGUUUCAACGACCGGAACAUCAACGUCGUUAUCUUCAGAAUGCAAAAGCAACAAGACAUGAUGCCGCUACUAUCAUAAUUGAACCUGAAACAAGUAAUGUAACUAUUGAUCAUGAUGAGAUACGUAAUUUUAUAGAAACUCGUUAUGUCGGACCUGUAGAAGCUUGUUGGCGUAUUCUCGAAAAAAAAUUACAAGAUAAAAGUCAUACUAUAUUUCGUUUACCAGUCCAUCUUCCUAACGAACAAAAUGUUAUGAUUGAAAGUGAAGCUGAUGAAGAAGCAAUGACUUCUGCUUUAAAUCAAGUUACGAUGUUAAUUAAUUACUUCUCCUUAAAUUCUCGUGAUGAAGAAGCAAGACAAUAUUUAUAUAUAGAAAUUCCUCAGUGUUAUACGUUUAAAAAAGAGAAAAUCAGUGGAAAAAAUGUAGCAUAUUGGGCCAAACGUAAAAGUCAUUACAAUUGUAUAGGACGAAUAUAUUCCAUUAGUCCAACACAAAUUGAAUUAUUUCAUUUACGGCUAUUAUUGCUCACUGUAAAAGGAGCUACGAGUUUUGAUGAUUUAAAAACUGUCAAUGGAGAAAAAUGUCAAUCAUUUUCAGCGGCAUGUUUAGCUUUAGGUUUAAUUGAAGAUGAUGAUGAACGGAAACGAGCUAUGAAAGAAGCUGUUGGAUGGAUGAUGCCUCGACAACUUCGUAGAUUAUUUGUACGUAUAUUAUUACAUUGUCAACCAUUAUAUCCUGAAGAACUUUGGGAAAAUUUUAAAGUAGCAAUGUCGGAAGAUUAUAUUCGACACUUUGGAUUAAUACAAGGACAAAAGAAAGCAUAUACACAAAUUAAUACUAUGCUUUGUGUUGAAGGUAAAAAUCUUGCUGAUUUUCCCCAAAUGGAACAAUGUAUAAAUAAUGAUACAGAGAAUGAUUAUAUAAUACUUGAAGAAGCUAUGGAAGUUGGUACCAAACAAUAUAAUCAGUUAAAUAAUAAACAAAAAGAAAUAGUAGAUCUCGUAUUAAAUGAAUUAGAUACUAAUAAUCAUGAUAACAAUUGUAUUUAUAUCGAUGGUCCCAGUGGUUCAGGAAAAACAUUUAUAUAUACUACUAUAUAUCAUUUAGCCAAAAUUCGAAAUAAACAUGUAUGUUCAAUGGCUUUCACGGGUAUAGCAGCUACGUUAUUACCAGUAGGAAGAACAGUUCAUAAAAUAUUUGGAUUACCAGUUCCAUUAUAUGCUAAUUCAUCAUCUAACAUUAAAAUUCAAUCUAAAGAAGCUCAUUAUUUGAAAGAAACAGAUAUUUUUGUUUGGGAUGAAGCGCCAAUGGCACCACGCUAUGCUUUAGAGAUUAUAGAUCGAACACUGCGUGAUAUUAUGAAUAAUGCUUUACCUUUCGGUGGAAAAAUUAUUGUAUUAGGUGGUGAUUUUAGACAACUUCUUCCUAUUAAAGUACAUGUUCUUCCUGAGGAAACUGAAUUUGCAAAAUUUUUAUUGGAUAUGGGAGAUGGAAUAUUAAAUGAUUCUAAUGAUAAUAUACAACUCCCUGAUUGUUGCAUCACUCCCAUUAAUGCCGAUAUUGUACAAGAUGUAUAUAGUGAUUUGAUACAAAAUAAAGAAUUUGAUAAAAUGGCGAAAUGUGCGAUACUUUCUGCAAGAAAUGUUGAUGUUGAUGAAAUUAAUAAACAAGUUGUCAAAUUAUUUGAUGCAUUUGAAGAACGAAUUUAUACAAAUAUAGAUAGUACUGAAAAUUGCAAUGAUAAUGGCGACAUUGAUGAAGCUAUAUUACCAGAAUAUUUAAAUACUUUGUCUCCGUCAUCACUACCACCUUAUGAAUUACAUUUGAAACCAAACUGUGUUAUUAUGUUGAUUAGAAAUCUUAGUAUUAAUGAAGGUUUUUGUAAUGGCACUAGACUAAUGAUUAUUGAACUUGCUGAUCAUUUACUAAAAUAUGAAGUAAGAGAAAAAUUAGUAAUCGGUUUUUUACAUCAUCUUAUGUCACAGUAG